Aedes albopictus (Asian tiger mosquito) is the source of this 502-nucleotide messenger RNA. Its product is annotated as RNA-binding protein 1. Gene Ontology annotation, cellular component: nuclear speck. Gene Ontology annotation, molecular function: RNA binding. The record is from RefSeq and is a predicted model, not a curated record. Gene Ontology annotation, biological process: mRNA splicing, via spliceosome. Lineage: Eukaryota; Metazoa; Arthropoda; Insecta; Diptera; Culicidae.
ACAGCUUUCCUCCUGAACUGCUUCACGAACUGCCAGCAAAAGUUGUCCGUCAUCAGGUGAAAAUCGCACGCUCUCGGAGUUGGCUGCGUGAAAAAGUACAAAAAGUCGUGAAAUUUCCCGUUCGAACCGAACCAGAGUUGUGAAUUAUUACUGCCGAAGGAACCUAAACUCCAAAUAAAAACAUGGCACGCUAUCGCGAGUGGGACCUCCAGUGCAAGGUCUACGUCGGCAAUCUGGGCUCGUCCGCCUCCAAGCACGAGAUCGAGGGCGCCUUCGGAAAGUACGGCCCGCUGCGAAACGUCUGGGUGGCCCGCAAUCCGCCGGGUUUCGCCUUCGUUGAAUUCGAGGACAAACGUGACGCCGAAGACGCGGUGCGAUCGCUCGAUGGAACGAGAUGUUGUGGAACUCGGAUCCGAGUGGAGAUGUCCUCGGGCCGGACUCGCCGUGAUGACCGCAGAAGGCCGCCUCGGCGCUCGUACAGAUCCCGAUCGCCGCGCCGUUC